AUGCACCAUAGCAACCAGGAACUUUGCGAACCCACUAUUGUGGGCGACUUCAAGGUUUAUAAUGUGAGCGGUUCUCGCUUUGAGGUGCCGAAGAAGUACACUUUGCUGAAGAUACUCGGAACGGGGGCCUACGGUAUUGCCUGCUGCUGCUUUAACGAGGAGACGAAGGAGAAGGUGUCUAUCAAGAAGUGUCGUGACGUGUUCAGAGACUUGGAAGAUGGCAAGCGUGUUCUGCGUGAAAUAGCGAUGAUGCGCUUCUUUCAACAUGAGAAUCUGCUGCAUGUCAUGGACAUCCUGCCACCCAUGGAAAAAUACAGCGAUUUUCGCGAUGUGUACAUUGUCACCCCGCUAAAGGACGUGGACAUGAACGUCGUGCUGCGUUCCCGGCAGGAGCUGACUGACGCUCAUGUGCAGUACUUUGUGUAUCAGAUCCUGCGUGGGUUGAAGCACCUGCAUAGCGCCGGCGUCGCCCACCGCGACCUCAAACCGGCCAACCUUGUCACAGACAUUUCCUGUGAACUGAAGAUUAUUGACUUUGGACUUUCACGGAAUGUCACGAUGCCGUACUAUGAGCUGACCGACUACGUCAUUACACGAUGGUACCGUCCGCCGGAGCUGCUGCUGGAAAACAACUACUACACAACGGCGGUGGAUAUCUGGUCCGUUGGGUGCAUCAUGGCGGAGAUGUACACCCGCAAGCCCGUGCUUCGUGGACGCAACACGAUGGACCAGCUCCGUCUGAUUUGCACGCACAUUGGCAAGCCUCCGAGUGAGAUGGUCAACAACCCUGAGGCGCUGGAUAAACUCCAGGGCCUCCCCGACGGCUCACUUAAGGUGUCGGAGUUGGUGCCGGGGUUGACUGACCCGGACGCCAUUGAUAUUCUCAAACAGAUGUGGGAGAUUGAUCCAGCCAAGCGCAAGUCGGCGGCAGAGCUGCUGCAACACCCCUUUCUGGCACCUCUACACGACGAACAGGACGAGCCGGCUUGCCCAACGCUCUUCUCCUGGCCCUACGAGCAGCAGGAGAUGAGUCCUAGUACCCUUCGUCGAGCCUUCUGGGAAGAGAUUUGUGCCUUUAACCCGCAAUUGGCCGAGCAAAUGCCUGCGGACUCUAAAGAGAAGGGCCAGGUGAAGAGUUAA
This is a messenger RNA of Trypanosoma rangeli, 1140 nucleotides long. Its product is annotated as putative mitogen-activated protein kinase 3. The transcript has a single exon. Gene Ontology annotation, cellular component: nucleus; cytoplasm. NCBI's taxonomy places the organism in Eukaryota, Euglenozoa, Kinetoplastea, Trypanosomatida, Trypanosomatidae. Bases 1 to 1140 code for a protein of 379 amino acids. Gene Ontology annotation, molecular function: ATP binding; MAP kinase activity. Gene Ontology annotation, biological process: intracellular signal transduction; protein phosphorylation. The record is from RefSeq and is a predicted model, not a curated record.